AUGGGCGAGGGUCCUCCAUCGCCCGUCUACCAGCACUACGAGCCACACUACGACUUGGCUCCACACUAUGACUUGGCUCUAAACUACGAGGGGCACGCCGACCUCCACUACGACGUCUUGCACGACCUAGGUCUGAAGGCGCCACUGCAACAUAUCUCCGGUGGCAGCCCAGGCACUAACCCCUCCAUGCAACGACCCCCCAACGGCCUCCAACGUCCGACCGGCUUCCAGUCGCAGCCGAUGCAGCCGCAGCCGAUGCAACCAAUGCAGCAGCAACCGCAACAUCCGCAGCAGAUGCAGCAACAGAUGCAGCAAAUGCAGCAGCAGCAACAGAUGCAGCAGCAGCAGCAACAGAUGCAGCAGCAGCAGCAACAGAUGCAGCAGCAGCAGCAGCAACAGAUGCAGCAGCAGCAACAGAUGCAGCAGCAGCAGCAACAGAUGCAGCAGCAGCAGCAACAGCAACAGAUGCAGCAGCAGCAGCAGAUGCAGCAGCAACAGAUGCAGCAGCAGCAGCAGAAGAUGCAGCAGCAGCAGCCGCCGCCGCAGAUGCAAGUGCAGCAGCAGGCGCAGCAAGCGCAGCAGAUUGCGUUUCCGCACACAGGUCAGACGCAGAUGGUACCGUCUGCGUUGGCGUUGUCAGUUCCUGGCGGGGGCGAAGCGGUGGCGGGAGCACCUCCUGGUCGCACGACGUUCCACGCGUCGUUACAACGAGCAGCGCCGGUACCUGGGGCCGCGGGUUCGAGACCGUCCUCUGCCAGUUCGUUAAACCGUCAGUUGGUGCGGUCUGGUCAAGCCCCGUCGCAACAGCAGCCUGCGAGACUUUCUUGGGGUGGCCCGGGUCCUGUCGUGCCCAGUCCGGGAGACCUUGGCCCAAAGGUGCCGCCUAUGCAGCAAAUGGAUUCUAUCGAAUGGUACAAGCCCCCGCUGGGUAUGAUGGGCGCAGUCGACGACGAUGACUGUCUUAGCAGCGAGCACAGAAUCAUCAACCAAGUUCUGAGGGAGCAAGGAAUCCAAGUGGAGUGUCUGUUCAGACGUCUUCAGUCUGUCCAGACGACCUUCGACCAAUUAGAGAAGUCGGGUCAGUCGGUCUGGAAUAUCUCUCGUCAGACUGCUCUCGUCGGACUGCUCUAG
Gregarina niphandrodes is the source of this 1131-nucleotide messenger RNA. RefSeq lists its product as hypothetical. Bases 1 to 1131 code for a protein of 376 amino acids. NCBI's taxonomy places the organism in Eukaryota, Apicomplexa, Conoidasida, Eugregarinorida, Gregarinidae. The record is from RefSeq and is a predicted model, not a curated record. The transcript is spliced from 2 exons.